AUGAGCGCGGAAUGCGCGGAAUAUUACAACACGGAGAAUGUGUUUGUCAGCGCCUUCACGUGCCCAAAGACCGACAACGAUGCGCGCGCGGUCUUUUGCUGCGGGUUCAGUGACGUCAAAUACUGCUGCGACGAUCCCAACAGCUUUUUCCCUUAUGAGUAUGGAUAUAUGUGGUGGCUCAGUUUGGGAGCCCUGGUUGGUUUGUCUAUAGCUGCUGUGGUGCUGUUAGCCUUCAUCAUCACUGUUUGCGUGCUUUGCUACCUGUUCAUCGCCACUAAACCUCGAGGGCUGGACAACGGACUGCCUUUACGAGCACCAGGAUCUGGGCCCAGUCCUCAAGAGGGUCUGAGUCAGCCGAGCGCCGCACCGGGACCACAGGGUUUCCGCAAGCAUUUCUUACGGGGCAAACUGGACUGUGACAACCAGCCGCCCGACCCAGACCGCCUGUUCCAGCGCUGCUUCAUGGCUACGGUCACCACCAUCAACGUUGAAGGACCUUCAUAAAGCCCUGAAGUCUUUUCAAUGGCUUUACCCAACCAUCAUGUGACUUAAGUAACAUUUUGAACCACUUGAAGGUCUCUAAUAUUUUGGCCUCAACAGACUGUCACUGAAAUCAGUGUAACAAACUUAGAAAAAGUUUCAUUCAUCAUCAAACACAGGGUCUU
Carassius auratus (goldfish) is the source of this 665-nucleotide messenger RNA. Its product is annotated as protein shisa-like-2A. The transcript has 3 exons. The coding region runs from base 1 to 504 and encodes 167 amino acids. NCBI's taxonomy places the organism in Eukaryota, Metazoa, Chordata, Actinopteri, Cypriniformes, Cyprinidae. The record is from RefSeq and is a predicted model, not a curated record.